Arvicanthis niloticus (Nile rat) is the source of this 1164-nucleotide messenger RNA. It is a transcript of the gene Ebi3, whose product is annotated as Epstein-Barr virus induced 3. Gene Ontology annotation, molecular function: cytokine receptor activity; protein binding. Lineage: Eukaryota; Metazoa; Chordata; Mammalia; Rodentia; Muridae. The record is from RefSeq and is a predicted model, not a curated record. Gene Ontology annotation, cellular component: membrane.
CCCCUACCUCAAGGCCUUCUCACACACACACACACACACACACACACACACACACACGGCAGCUGAUGACAGAGUCAGGGUUCCCGUCACCAUCACCAUCUUCUGCCCCAUACACUGGGCGACUGAGUCACACUGGGCUGGUCCUUACUUGGGGCCAGGUUCCCUGUGCAGGUCUCCAGUCUUUCAGCCCUUCUCUGAUGGGUCACUAACUUGGAUCCAAAGAUCAGAGCCACAGAGCAUGUCCAAGCUGCUCCUCCUGUCACUUGCCCUCUGGGCCAGCUGCUCCCCUGAUAACACUGGGACAGCUCUAGUGGCUCUGAGCCAGCCCAGAGUGCGAUGCCACGCUUCUCGGUACCCCGUGGCCGUGGACUGCUCCUGGACACCGCUCCAGGCUCCCAACUCCACCAGAGCCAUGUCCUUCAUUGCCACUUACAGGCUCGGCGUGACCACCCAACAGCAGAGCCAGCCCUGCCUACAACGGACGCCCCAGGCCUCCCAAUGCACCAUCCCCCAUGUGCACCUGUUCUCCACAGUGCCCUAUGUGCUAAAUGUCACUGCAGUGCACCCUGGCGGUGCCAGCAGCAGCCUCCUAGCCUUUGUGGCUGAACAAAUCAUCAAGCCCGACCCUCCGGAAAGCGUGCGCCUGCGCACAGCGGGGCACCGCCUGCAGGUGCUUUGGCAUCCCCCUGCUUCCUGGCCCUUCCCGGACGUCUUCUCUCUCAAGUACCGACUCCGCUACCGGCGCCGUGGAGCCUCUCACUUCCACCAGGUGGGACCCAUUGAAGCCACCACUUUCACCCUCAGGAACGCGAAACCCCAUGCCAAGUACUGUAUCCAGGUGUCAGCCCAGGACCUCACAGAUUAUGGGAAACCAAGUGACUGGAGCCUCCCUGGGCAAGUAGAGAGGGCGCCCCAGAAGCCCUGAAGAGGGACUGGAUCCUUGAUAUCAGAGCCUGAUGUCGUCUACUUGAGGGUGGUUGAGUGGCCUGUCCUAAGUUCGAGUCCUGCCUUUGCAUGAACCGGGCUGCUCCAAAGCAUUGAAUAAUCCACGUGACCUCUCCAGACCUGUUUCCAAACCUGUAGGGUGAUCUUUCUCCUGUCAUCAGUGCAGGGCUUUGUAAGCUUUAAAUGUGAUUUAAUUAGAUUAAAUAAGAAUUAAAUAAG